Anarrhichthys ocellatus (wolf-eel) is the source of this 3934-nucleotide messenger RNA. RefSeq names its product zinc finger protein 135. Bases 779 to 2266 code for a protein of 495 amino acids. The record is from RefSeq and is a predicted model, not a curated record. The transcript is spliced from 3 exons. Lineage: Eukaryota; Metazoa; Chordata; Actinopteri; Perciformes; Anarhichadidae. Gene Ontology annotation, biological process: regulation of transcription by RNA polymerase II. Gene Ontology annotation, molecular function: DNA-binding transcription factor activity, RNA polymerase II-specific; RNA polymerase II cis-regulatory region sequence-specific DNA binding.
AUUAUUUUAAUUUUAAUUUUAUUAUUUAUUCGUUCUUCAUUCUGUUAUUUUCACUGUGGUUUUAUUUUGAAGGACAAUCUACCGUACUUCCGUUUCUUCGCAGCCAUUUAAUCCUUUUCCCACAAUGCUUUGUGUCCGCUGCUUCCUGUUUAUUGUGACCGUCUCCACCGGUUAAAACAUUACCGUUUAUGUCUCCGUGUCUCCGUCUAAAGCUCGGUGAGUAACCGAAUCACGACUCGUUUGACCGCGGAAUCCGGUUACCGUCGUUUAUUCCGCCGCUCGCUCUUUUAUUUUGACAGUUUACGUUCAGGGAGGAGAAGAUCCCUCCGCUUCCUCAUCACGGCCCCGACACUCCGCUCACAUACGGCUCUAUUUAACUCCUCCUCGCUUUACGACCAACGGGAAACACGUUUUUAAACGUUUUACGUUAUUAAACGUAACUAACGGAUGUUGUGAUGAGUUCGGCUUUCAGAUAAACAGAAUCAGAUGCUGUAGCUCCUCCCCACUUACAGGGCUGUAGCUCCUCCCCACUUACAGAGCUGUAGCCCCUCCCCCUCUACAGAGCUGUAGCCCCUCCCCACUUAUAGAGCUGUAGCCCCUCCCCCCUCUAAAGAGCUGUAGCCCCUCCCACCCACACAGAGCUGUAGCUCCUCCCUCCCUUACAGAGCUUUAGCUCCUCCCCCUCUACAGAGCUGUAGCUCCUCCUCCCCUACAGAGCUGUAGCUCCUCCCUCCCUUACAGAGCUGUAGCUCCUCCCCUCCCCUGGUUUAGGUCUAGGAUGGAGGACCCGGUCUCAGAGUCUGAUGCUCUGGGAGCAGACUUCAUCACGGUGGAGUUGGACACUCAGCCCAUCGAGUACGUGGUGAAGUGGGCCGAGGUCGGCUCUAAGUUCACCAUCUCCUGCGUGAAGAAGGACUCGGACGACCCGGCGGACCUGACGGAGCAGCUGAAGGUGGAGACGGAGGAGUCCUUCUUCGCUCCCUACGAGGAGGUGUUCCCCUGUGAGGUGACGGAGCAGAGCGUGGAGAUCAAGACAGACUCUGAUGACGAGGAGGACGAAGAGGAGGAGGAGGACACCGAGGAGGAGGAGGCACCGGUGGAGGCAGGCGUUAGCCGGACAGAUGGAGAGGUAGACUCGGACCUGGCCGACUUUGAGCCGGACGAGCGUCAGUACCGCUGCAGCUACUGUGGGAAGAGCUACAGCCACGCCUCCAGUCUGUACCGGCACCAGCAGACGCACAGCGGCAAGACCACCGGGGGCCCGAUGCCGCCCGCCAAGAGGGCCCUGGAGCCCCCCCACCAGGAGGCCCGCUACACCUGCCCCCACUGUGGGAUGAGCUUCAAAGGCAGCAGGAUGUUGGGGAGUCACCUGCGGCUGCACGGUAAAAGGAGGAUCCAUCCCUGUAACAUCUGUGGUAAAGAGUUCAACCACAGCUCCAGUCUGUCGCGUCACCGCCUCAUCCACAAGAAGGGGAGGGGCCUCCCUAAAGACGUCAAAGACGUCGCCCUCGGUCCCAACAUGGCCGCCCUGCGCCACUCGCUAAAGGCCGGCAGCAAGAACAAGAAGCCCAAGAGGCAGCAGAGGCAGCAUCAGCAGCAGCAGCAGCACGUGGCGUCGGCGGCCAUCUUGGAGAGUCAUGGCGGCGAUAAGUUCUACGCCUGCCCUCAGUGUGACAUGAGCUUCAGGACAUCCACACAGCUCUCCAAGCACCAGGUGACCCAUGUCAAGGACCUGCUGGACAACUACACACCGGGCAAGGAGAACUUGGGAGAGACCUCGUCAGACCUCAAGAUCCGACUCAAGCUCUGCUCCCGGGACAAGCCCAACUUCUACACCCUCUGCAAGAAGAACCGGCGCCGCCGGGCGGGUCGGGCCGGCAAACGAGCCUCCACCAUCUCUGAAGAGGAGGUGGGAGGAGGAGGAGGAGGAGGAGGAGGAGGAGGAGCCGGUCGACACGGGUGCAGCCAGUGUGGGAAGAGGUUUAGCCACGCCUCCAGUCUGGCUCGGCACCAGCAGACCCACCGUGCUAGCGGUGGGAAGCUGCAGCAGCACCACCAGAAGCAGAUCCAUGUCAAGACCGGACUCCCCGCCAAGACCAAGACCUACACCUGCGCGGCCUGCAACAAGACCUUCAUGCACUCGUCCAGCUUCUCCCGCCACAAGAAGGCCCAUCUGGAGGAGGAGCAACGGGCCGCCGCCGCCGCCAAGCGCCGGAAGAGGGUCGUCCUAGACGAAACCGCUCCGCUGGAGUCUGACUCCGAGUGACGGUUCGGAUCGUUUUUUUCGACCUGUUCUGGGUUGGUUCUGAAUCAGCACUGACUGGUUCUGGACUGGUUUGGGGCCAGUUCUGGAAAAGUUCUAAUUUAAAAGGUUCUGGACCAGUUCUCCACCAGUUCUGGACCAGUUGGAGACAGAUUCUGCGCUGCCAGGUUUUGUGAACUGGACCUGGUUCUUCUCUGGUGUAGAUAUCAGCAGGACAUCUCCAUAUAUGGUAGUACCAGACCGUUAGCUCUUAAGGAUGGGAUUCGAUUUAAAGUGUUACCCAAGCCCCGCCCUUCGCCCCGCCCCUCCACCUGUCUGUCAGGUUGCACAUGGACACUUUCAUUCUGCCGCCUCUACACUCCAUUUCCCAUCAGCCACCUGGGCAGACAGCUGGGAACUACUGUCGGCUAAUUUCCCAUCAGCCCCGUUACCCGAAUGAAGUAGACAUUCAAUGUCAGAGUGGAGGCCAACUUUAUAGCUGACUCAUUCAACACAGCACGCAGUGCAUUCUGGGAAAUUGAUCCUCUGAAGAACUUUGUGCAGGUUCAGGUCUGAUAUGGUUCAGGUCUGAUGUGGUUCAGGUUUAUGUUCUUUCCUCCCAGACUGGUUGUGAUUGGCUGAAGUUCUUUGCCGGUGCAGCGCUGCAAUUGGUCGAGCCGGCGUUUCCUCCACAUUAACGUUUGCAUGAAGCUAGUCGGCCAUGUUUGUAGUUUUUCGGCGGUGUUGUGGAGGUCGAAGGGUGAACUGCACUUCUUAUUUAUGAAUUUGGAACAAUGUUGUAAUAUAUAAAUAUUUAAAUGUGACUGACAAGUAAAAAAGACAAAAACUGCCCUCGUUACCGUAGCAACACCACCGCCACCUUCGUUGUUCUUCGUCGUCAUCGGGCAGACAGGAAGUCCAGCUUUUCAAAGUUAAAGCCUCCUUAAAGAGACAAAAGAAUCCAGAAUAAAACAGACGUAUGUGAAGUUAUUUAAAGACGGGUGUCUUGGACCAAUCAGGGACCAGGUCUUUCCCCCCCCCCCCAAGCCGUCUGACGGCAGAAGACACUUUGAGUUUGUGAAAACAACCUUUUACUGUGUGAAUUGGAUUUAAUUUAAUUUAAUGGUGAAACUAUUUAUACGUGUGUCGCACUACGAGCCUCCUGUAGAAGAUGCUCCUCAGCUUCUCUUCUUGUCCUCCGUACUUUGUUUGAUUGGUUUCCAGCGGAGCUUCACCUGCAGGUAGAAGGUUGUUCGUCAUCGUGUCGUGUUUAACAAUAGAAUGAAAACCCCAGUUGACAUGUUUUGUCUUGCGUUUUGUAAUAAACCUUAAAAAAGAAGUUUCCUCUGUUUGUCUUCACUGACCCUGAAGGGGUGCUACGGAAGCCCAGAGAGGGCUUUUUAAAUCACAUUUUAUGGAAAACAAUUCUUUCUGCUGCGAAAAAAUUAGAUAAAAAAAAGGAUCCUGCAAAUGUUGAUGACUUAGUUUCUCAGAAAAAGUUUCAAAUGUAUGAGAUACUACGUUACUUUACAUACUAGUUAUUUCAAGAUGCUUGCUUGUUAUUGGAGAAGGUAAACAUAGUAUAGUAUGACUAACUAUAGACCGAUUUCUAACCCUCCCUUCCUCUAAGAUCCUUGAGAAAUCAGUUGUGUGACUUUCUACGUAACAAUAGUUUAUUUGAGGAUUUUCAGU